Molecule: messenger RNA, 2117 nt
Organism: Lagenorhynchus albirostris (white-beaked dolphin)
Lineage: Eukaryota; Metazoa; Chordata; Mammalia; Artiodactyla; Delphinidae
Gene: MRRF
Product: mitochondrial ribosome recycling factor
Exons: 7
Coding region: 334-1122 (262 amino acids)
Biological process (GO): translation
Cellular component (GO): mitochondrion
Molecular function (GO): ribosomal large subunit binding
Source: RefSeq, a predicted model, not a curated record
CCGUCUCUCUAGGGCAGCCUCCUCUGGGAGCCCCUCGCGGGGCCGGCGCUAAGAUGCAGAGGCGCGUCGCGGCCGGACUCACCUCGUCACCUCGGCGUAGUCCCCUCGGCUCAUGCCCCCAAAGCAAAGCCCCGACUCCACGGUCAGACAACCCUCUAGACGCGUCCACCUCAGCGCCGCCAGCUGCCAGGCCACCCGUGACGCACUACGCCUGCGCCGCCGCCCCGCCCCGUGACGUCACGACGCCCGCGCCGCCGCCGUCGCUGCGGUCGUGCGAGUCUUCCUAGUAGACUGGGCGCUAGCUGUGGGUGUUCACAAGAAUUGUCUUCAGUCAUGGCCUUGGGUUUAAGGUGCUCCCGCUUGGUCCACCCUGCCUUUUGCAACUUCCUUGCAGCCUUGACCAGACCUGUUUCAGAAGUUACGCUGAAGACAGUGAGUGGAAGACAGAAUGACCACGGGCAAUACCUGGCCUAUCCAGCUGUACCAAUCCGUCAUUUCGCUACCAAGAAAGCCAAAGCCAAAGGGAAAGGACAGUCCCAAACCAGAAUGAAUCUUAACACUGCCUUGGUUGAGGAUAUAAUCAGCUUGGAAGAGGUGGAUGAAGAAAUGAAGUCGGUGAUAGAAGCGCUCAAGGAUAAUUUCAAUAAGACUGUCAAUAUAAGGACCUCACCAGGAUCCCUUGAUCAUAUCACUGUGGUAACUGCUGAUGGGAAACUUGCUCUAAACCAGAUUGGCCAGAUCUCCAUGAAGUCGCCACAGCUGAUUUUGGUGAAUAUGGCCAGCUUCCCAGAGUGUACAGCUGCAGCCAUCAAGGCUAUAAGAGAAAGUGGAAUGAAUCUGAACCCAGAAGUGGAAGAGACGCUAAUUCGGGUACCCAUUCCCAAAGUAACCAGGGAGCACAGGGAAAUGCUGGUGAAACUGGCUAAACAGAACACCAACAAGGCCAAAGACUCUUUACGGAAGGUUCGUACCAACGCAAUGAAUAAGCUGAAGAAAUCGAAGGAUAAGGCCUCGGAGGACACCAUUAGGCUCAUAGAGAAACAGAUCAGCCAAAUGGCCGACGACACAGUUGCAGAGCUGGACAGACAUCUGGCAGUGAAAACCAGAGAACUCCUUGGAUGAAAAUCCCCCAGGGGCCAGCAGUGCUCCCAAGCCCAGUUUCUAGUAGGUCCCAUGGGUGGCAAAUUGGCACCUCUCUACCCCAUCCACACGGAAGGCUGUCCCCACGCACUUGUCAGUCCUUGGAAGGCCCAGCCUUCCAGUGGGAUACUGUUGAUUCCCUUCCUCCUGUCCCCUGUCCACCCCAUCUGCUCUGGACCUUCUGGCCUGGGUGGCCCUCAGAGAGUCUCUGUUGCUGACAGAGGGCCUUUCCUCGGGCCAUUUGCCUUGACUGUGACAUCACCGAGCUGUCAGGACCAUUGGCAGGCUUGGCACUGCCUGCACCUCACCUUGGUAGCCUCCUUUUCAAACAAUUAGUCAGGCCCUGUCCCCACCUUUGAACUCUGCUUGGGCCAAUGUGGGCCUUCACCUGUGCCUGGAUACCUUUGCUAGAGGCCCAUUUUCUAACCAAACAAUAAAAUCUAAAUAAAUUGAUUGGAAAGAAUAACAACCGCAAAGGAAAGGAUGGACUCAGUCUGAAUUAAUGAUCUCUGAGUACCUAUGUGUAAGCAUCCAGAGCAGCGCUUUUGCCUCCGAGUCAUCACACGUGCUCUUUUCUCUGCCUGGACCAUUCUCCCACUCCUCACGUGGCUGGUCCUGUUCAUCCCUGGCUCUCAGCUUGGAUAGCACUUCCUUGAGGAAGUCUUCGUUUAUUCCCCCAACCUAGGACGCCUGUUAUUGGCUCUUCUAGCACUGUCCACUGCUUUUAUCUGAACCUUAAUUGUUCUUUUUGGUAAUUAGUCUGUAUAUUUUUAGUUUCCUUAGAAGUUAGCAUAAUGCCUGGAACAUAGUAGGCAUUCAAAUGUACUGUGAAUGAAUUGCACGUAGUAGCUACUCAACAAAUGCUGGCUUUUUCCUUUCUUUCUGGUCUUAACACAGUUAUUCUGUCAUUUUCUACUCUUUCCUUUGUCCUCAACAUUUACUUGGUAAUGAGAUCCCUGUCCCCAGAGCCUACCUGU